Messenger RNA from Cucumis sativus (cucumber), 1959 nucleotides. RefSeq lists its product as uncharacterized. The coding region runs from base 414 to 1742 and encodes 442 amino acids. NCBI's taxonomy places the organism in Eukaryota, Viridiplantae, Streptophyta, Magnoliopsida, Cucurbitales, Cucurbitaceae. The record is from RefSeq and is a predicted model, not a curated record. The transcript has 8 exons.
AGUAUGAACCUUAUGUUUAUUAAAAUUCCUUGGAAUGUUUUUAGCUUAAAAUGUUUAGUUUUGGAAGAUUAUUUGCUUGAAAGUUCUUUCAUUUCAAAGUAUCAUUUCGUAGCAAAAAAUUUGUCCAAAAUCUUUGAAAUGAUUUGUAUUUAGAUUUUCAAAGUUUUUUUAGUUUGAAUUAGAAAUUGGCUGUAAUAACUAAUAAGUUGCUUAGUAUUGGAAAAAAAAUACGGUUUGCUACAUUAGUUUGAGCCUUCAUGAAGAACACCUCCCUUGGAAAUGCGAUGAAGAAAAUCAAAACUUAAUACAUAUUUGGCGCCUAUUGAAUUCAAUUCCCUAACAAUUUAAAUUCUCAUAUAAACCCUAAUCAUCAAUCCGUUGAAAGAGAAGCCGAUUCCAACUGAGUCGUUACAAUGUCGAACUCCCUUCAACUUCUUCAUGAGCUCUGUAUUGAGUUUUCAGAACCAAUCAUCAAAUCCCUUUCAAAUAUCUGCGAUAAACCUUCAGAGGGGUCGAAUGUUUCUGUUAAGCCCAUUCUCGAAUCUCUUCUACCUCGAAAAACAUCACUUCGAAUCAGUCCUUCUGAGGACGAUAUUUACUCCUCCAUCAAAGACUUCACACUGGCAUGUGCUUUAAUAUUGUCUUCCCGUUCCUCGACCUUUGACCUUCUUUCAUGGAUUACGGAAGACCUCGCGCUUACUGCCGAGUCAGCGUUUCGAAUGCUCUCAAAGGCGUAUGCCUCUGCUUCCUGCGAUGGGUUUUCGAAGAACAUUGAGGAGCUGGGUUUAGAUUUUAGUUUGAUACCGGAGGAGAAAAGAUUGGUGGUGGAAAUCAUUCCAAAGGUUCUUCCGUUGUUGAAGGAUAGUAUUAAGGAGAGCUCGAUAGAUAAAUCUGACGAGGUCGACGAGGUCUCUGCUGCAUCAGCGAGGGUGCCUGUGGGGUUUGCUAUUGUUGCGGCCCAUCAACUUCGAUGGUUCAUUACUCAGAUUGAUUAUCCACAUUUGGGGAAGUUGUGUAAUUUGGUGAUUCCUUGUGGACUGACUGCUCUUGAUCACUGGUCACCGGAAGUCAAAGGGCAGGGCAUGCUUAGUUUUAUACAUCUUGCAAAAAAUGUCAAUGCUGCAGAGCUUGGUUGGUAUGAAGAUGUGAUUCUUGAUGCAUGCUGCUCAAAUGUCCCUUCAAGUGAUGAAAUAUGGCCUUGUGUGGUUGAAAUGUCGGUUCUUCUUGCAACUAGCAUUCACAAUAUGAAUCCUCGUAGCUCAUGGAUUGAAAGGAUGGUUAAUGAGAUGUUGGGUCACUUGGAGCGGCAGCCAAGAAACAAGGAACGGUGUAUUGCAUGGCUUCAACACAUUGAACCUCUUUUCAAUUGUAUGGGUUUGGUGCUGUUGGCUCAUACAAGGCGCAUAUUUCCACUUUUCUUCAAGUGGAUGAAUGCUGAAGAUGAUGAGACCACUUUACUAGUUCUACAGAGAAUUCAAACUGUUGUGAGGUUAACAUGGAUAAGGAAUACACCAUAUGUUGAAAGAUUGGUGGACGAACUUGCAAUGUUAUACGAAAAGGCUGCAACAAGAAGAUCUGGUGAUGCAAUCAGAAAGCAUGUUGUUGAUGCACUUAUGCUGCUCCAGGAGAGCAAAGGCCAGCAGUUUAAAGCAGCUUGGAGCAAGCACAAGGAUCUUCAAAACUUGGUUCCGCUUUCUACAUCUUUAACAAGAUUGAACAUCACAGAUUGCGUUGACUGUUAAGCAUCAUCGUAUUAUAAAUAGUGAGAACUCGGUAAUCUGAAGACUGAAUGCAAAUUCAACAUGAACUCAAAGCUUUGGUUAGCGGUGCCAAAGCAUUUUUGGGUAUAGUUCUUUCUUGUACAGUGAUUAUUGCUAUUUUGCAACUCUUAUGUAAAGAUUACGUUUUAUUUUCUAUGGAAAAAGUGAGGUAGAGAAUAUAUUAGCUACAUGUAUAAAA